GUGGGAAAAGAGUUGUAUUGACCAUGACCUAAACCACUCAGAAUGACUAUCACGGGUAUCCCCAUAUGCAAGGUACACAACAAUAUCCUUCCGACUAUCAACCUGCAUUCCAUGGUCGACAAAUUCAUACCACCCCUGGCAGUCCUGAUACAUUUAACGUACCUUCUCCCCUCUAUGGUCGUCAUAUGCAUGGCAAUCCUCCUAGUCCAGGGCCAUAUAGUCCCAAUCCACCCCAGAUGCAUAGUGGAAGGCAGAUACAUACCAAUCCUGGAAGUCCAGAGUUGUACGCCGUACCACCAACAUUCCGGCAGCGAUAUACGAAUAAUGGUCUUAUUUCACCUGCCCCACUCUCUGCAGGCCAUGAGUAUACAUCAUUUAGUGAAUUAAGCCCACCUGGUCCGAAACGCUCUGAUUCGUACGAUAUGUACCGUGCUUGGAACUUUGAAGAGGAUACAUCCUUGAAUCGCAAUCUGAAAAAUCCGGAAAUGGGAUAUUUGGACAGUUACAAGAAUAAACCGGCCGGCAUGGACAGCUUUGGGCAGCAACAGCAACCACCAUUUUCGCCUGGCCCUAACAUGGGUCCACUUUCGAAUAUGAGUGGCCGGAAUUACAAAGGACAGGAUUAUAUGCCAAUCAGCAGCAACCAUUUUGCAAACUCCAACACCGCAGGUCCGUCUAUUUCUGCGGCAGCUGCAAGUAUGGGCCUAGGGAGCUCAAGUACACCGUUGACUGCACCUACCGGAUAUGGAGGGCCAACAAAAGUCGGAAUGCAACAAGGCCCGGAAAGUAGUAAGCUUCGAACUCUUCAAGUUCAACACCAACAGCUACUGCUUCAGCAGCAACAUCAGAUUUUGGCUGCUCGGGACCAGCUUUAUCGACAACAAGGACAGCAAGAAUUUCUACCUCAACCACCUAUGCAACAAUCUUACUCUGCGGUUACACGCGGUAAAAGUCAGCCGAUUCGUCCACCUAACCAAGCUGAUAUUGGAUCCAGUAUGAGGAGCCCGCUCUUGGAAGAGUUUAGAAAUACCAAAAAUAGGAAAUGUGAACUAAAGGAUAUUGCUGGACACAUUGUAGAGUUUAGUGGAGAUCAACACGGCUCUCGCUUUAUCCAGCAGAAACUGGAAACUGCCAACAGUGAAGAAAAGCAACUUGUGUUUGAGGAAAUCAUUCCAAAUGCACUCCAAUUAAUGACGGACGUGUUUGGCAAUUAUGUUGUACAGAAGUUCUUCGAACAUGGAAACCAAAUGCAAAAGUCAAUCCUGGCAAAGCAGAUGGAAGGCCAUGUUCUCACUCUUUCUUUGCAAAUGUAUGGCUGUCGAGUUGUUCAAAAGGCUUUGGAGCAUGUUCUCACGGAGCAACAAGCUUCCUUGGUUCGCGAAUUGGACGGUACUGUAUUGAAGUGUGUUAGGGAUCAAAAUGGCAACCACGUCAUUCAAAAGGCAAUAGAGCGUAUUCCUGGACCUCAUAUUCAGUUCAUCAUUGACGCUUUCCACGGUCAAGUCUAUUCUCUUGCUACUCAUCCAUAUGGUUGCCGUGUGAUACAACGAAUGUUUGAACAUUGCAAAGAGGAACAAACGGAGGCUCUUCUUGGCGAACUUCAUAGAUGUACAGCUCAGCUAGUCCAAGAUCAGUAUGGCAAUUAUGUUAUUCAACAUAUUCUGGAGAGAGGACGACCUAGCGAUAAAUCUAUGGUCGUGCUCAAGAUACGCGGACAAGUUUUGCAGCUUAGCAAGCAUAAGUUUGCCAGCAAUGUUGUGGAAAAAUGUGUCGAUUACGGUACUAGAGAAGAGCGCCGGCUGCUUAUUGAAGAAGUCUUGCAAGUCAGACCUGAUGGCACAUACCCACUGGCUGCCAUGAUGAAAGACCAAUACGCAAACUAUGUUGUCCAGAAAAUGUUAGACGUUGUUGAAGGCGAACAAAGAGAUUUGUUAGUAAAUCGCAUUCGUCCUCAUAUUCCAUCUUUGAAAAAGUAUACCUAUGGAAAGCACUUGAUUCAAAAGGUUGAAAAUUUGAUGCCUCUAGUUAUCCUUACUGAAGAAACACUAGAGAUGGAGGCCGCGGCUGAAAGCAACCAAAGCAGCCAAGAAUGAUCCGUUGUUACUUAUGGCUUAGACGAUACGCUUCUUUAGGAGCAUACUUGCACGUCAAAAACGCUCACUAAUGCUCACGCGAGUUACUU
Umbelopsis ramanniana AG is the source of this 2182-nucleotide messenger RNA. RefSeq lists its product as uncharacterized. Bases 66 to 2093 code for a protein of 675 amino acids. NCBI's taxonomy places the organism in Eukaryota, Fungi, Mucoromycota, Umbelopsidomycetes, Umbelopsidales, Umbelopsidaceae. The record is from RefSeq and is a predicted model, not a curated record. The transcript is spliced from 6 exons. Gene Ontology annotation, cellular component: cytoplasm. Gene Ontology annotation, molecular function: mRNA 3'-UTR binding. Gene Ontology annotation, biological process: nuclear-transcribed mRNA catabolic process, deadenylation-dependent decay.